This is a messenger RNA of Cylas formicarius (sweet potato weevil), 922 nucleotides long. Its product is annotated as GATA zinc finger domain-containing protein 1. Bases 157 to 840 code for a protein of 227 amino acids. Gene Ontology annotation, molecular function: sequence-specific DNA binding. The transcript is spliced from 3 exons. Gene Ontology annotation, cellular component: nucleus. The record is from RefSeq and is a predicted model, not a curated record. Gene Ontology annotation, biological process: chromatin organization; regulation of DNA-templated transcription. Lineage: Eukaryota; Metazoa; Arthropoda; Insecta; Coleoptera; Brentidae.
AACGGAACGGAUCGUUAAACUUUGUAUUCUGUGAUUAUUUGUGAAUAUUUUGAUAAAUAAAUAAUAACAAUUUGCAUUAUGCUCUUGCUGUGGAAAUGUGCCAGCCCAUCUUUUUAUAAUAAAAUGUAAUAUUCAAAUGUGAUCUAAAUAUUCGGAAUGCCGUACAAGUCACCGAUAUUUUGUUUGAAAUGUGGUUCCACAGACUCCCCGCUGUGGACUAAUGCUGAAAAUUUGGGUGUAAUUUGCUUGGACUGUGUCAACGAAGCAAAAGGAAACAUAAGUGAUGACAUUAAAGAAGAGGACGACGAAGUGAAACCAGUAAAGAGGAAAACGAGAACCACAAGAUCCUACAAAACAAGACUUAAUCCAAACGCAGUACCCAAGCAGGCCGCACCCAAAGGUAAAGGCCGGAGGGGCCUUCAAAAGAAAACGCCCAUAAAAGCACCCACUGCGGUGGCAACAACAGUGACAAGCCAUUAUGUCUUUUAUAAAGGGAGUUAUUUACAAAUUGGUGAUGUAGUUGCUUUAAGGGACGAAUCUGAUGACAUAUAUUAUGCCCAAAUUACCGGAUUCAUGACGGAUCAAUAUUGUAACAAAAGUGCUGUGAUUUCCUGGCUUCUUCCGACUGCCGAAAGCCCCCCUCCAAAUGAGGAAUUUGAUCCCGCGACAUACAUAAUAGGUCCAGAGGAAGAUAUUCCUCGUAAUUUAGAGUGCAUGGAAUUUGUCAUGCACGCUCCGUCAGAUUACUAUAAGUCAAAAACUUCGCCAUAUCCUUCAGUAAGUCCGAGGGCAGAACCUGGAUAUAUAUGGACCUCUCUAGACCCUAUUAAAAUGUCUUAACAACUUUUUAUUUAAAAAAAAAUGAUAUAUACACUUGUUUUAACUAUCAUAACCUAUAUUGUAAUUGGUAAAUAAAACUUUA